UAACCACAGUAAGACAGGAUCUCUUAAUGCAGAGCUGUGAAUGACACUGGCAACAAGGAUUUGGUAUAAUACCAAGAUGGCCAUUUCACAGUUUCGACUUUUCAAGAUCUGCACUUGCAUUGCUUCCGUGCUAGCCUUCUUCAAGAGAUUAAUAUGCAGGUCUGGGAGAGGCAGGAAGCUAAGUGGGGAUCAAAUAACUUUACCAACUGCAGUGGAUUAUUCCUCUGUGCCUAAACAGGUGGAAGAGUGGAGCUCAUGGGAUGACGAAGCCCCCACCAGUGUUAAGAUUGAAGGUGGCGUGGAGCAGUUGGAACCAGAUUACUUCAAGGAUAUGGCACCAAAUAUCAGGAAAACCCAAAAAAUUGUUAUAAAGAAGAGGGAGCCUGCCAACUUUGGAAACAUGGAUUUCGCUGAUGGCAGUAUUGCAUUUUCCAGCAGACUGGCAGCAACACAGGACAUUCCAUUCAUUCAUCAGUCCGCAGAACUGGGAGAUUUAGAAACCUGGCAAGAAACUUCUAAUGCUUGGGAGGAAGAAGGCGAUGCAACCUGGCAAGCUGAGGAGGUGCUAAGGCAGCAGAAGAUGGCUGAAAGGGAAAAACGAAUGGCUGAGCAGCAGAGGAAGAAAAUGGAAAAAGAUGCCCAGAGACUAAUGAAAAAGGAGCAAACUAAAAUGGGAGUCAAGUUAUCCUAACGAGUAUUUUGCUACAGAGAGUGCAGAGACCGAUGCAUCGUUUCACAGGCUUCAGGACAUUUGUAGCAGAUGCCAUAGGGAAUCCUGGAAAAAAAAAAGAAAACUUUCUUUUUAAAAAAUUAAAAUUUUUGGGGUUUCUUUCGAGAAGCGGUGCUGGGAUUUCCGGGUGCGGUGACCCUUUAAGUUAUUUUUCAGAUACUGGGGCAGUUACAUCAUGACAAAUUCGCCUCCAGGGACUAAGCGCACAGAGAAUUCUAAACUUCAGAAAUAAAAGGGUGGAAAUAAUUCAGUGGUGGACAAUCUGCUGCUCUAUUUAUGCUUUCAAGAAAUAUUGAAUUAAUAAAGAAUUUUAAA
Messenger RNA from Xenopus laevis (African clawed frog), 1045 nucleotides. It is a transcript of the gene ebag9.S, whose product is annotated as estrogen receptor binding site associated, antigen, 9 S homeolog. The record is from RefSeq and is marked predicted. NCBI's taxonomy places the organism in Eukaryota, Metazoa, Chordata, Amphibia, Anura, Pipidae. Gene Ontology annotation, cellular component: Golgi membrane; secretory granule; membrane.